Morone saxatilis (striped sea-bass) is the source of this 2827-nucleotide messenger RNA. RefSeq lists its product as uncharacterized. Gene Ontology annotation, molecular function: nitrite reductase [NAD(P)H] activity; 2 iron, 2 sulfur cluster binding. The transcript is spliced from 3 exons. Bases 328 to 732 code for a protein of 134 amino acids. The record is from RefSeq and is a predicted model, not a curated record. NCBI's taxonomy places the organism in Eukaryota, Metazoa, Chordata, Actinopteri, Moronidae.
CGCGAAGCAUAUUUGAAUCCUUUGGGUUUGUGUGGAAUAUCAUUGCUGCUUAUUUAUUAUCUGUGACAAGCAUUCAUCCACAUGCAGCCCAAGUGAAGAGCAGUCGCGCUUGAGCACACUGCGCGCCUCGGCUGGCUGACUGGCUGGCAGGCUGCAGCUCGGAUGGAGGCAGCAGCUCAGCCCGCACGGCUGACCGUCGUACCAGUCGGCCAGCUGGUUAAUAUGGAAUAUUUUCACAGAUUGAACAGCCAAAUCCGUUUGCACAGGCGGAAAAAUGCAGCCCUGUAGUAGUGCAAAUUAGAAAACCAGUUCAUUUCGCCGUUCUUUAUGGCUUCUGGCUCCGGAGAUGAAGAGGGGAACACGGAAGGCGCUUCGUGGAGGCUCAUAGGCCCGGCCACGGGGCUUUCCAAGAAGCGCUGCCGUCUAAUGUACUCCUCCCUCGGACACAGCUCUGAUGUCUGCCUCUUCUACGUGAAGGGGGAGUUUUUUGCCAUGGAUGCUCGCUGUGCACAUUCCGGCGGUCCUCUGUGUGAGGGGGACAUCGAGGAGGCUGAUGGGGUCCUGCAGGUCUUCUGCCCCUGGCACGACUAUGACUUCGACCUCAGAACUGGGAAGUCAGGGACCUCGUUACAGCAAAAGGUGUAUGAAGUCAAGCUGGAGGAUGGCAACGUGUACGUGAAACACGCCAGUCGUCUCUCCUUACAGCCGUUUCCUGCGGAUCAGAAGAGUUGAACAGCCUCAUCCUUCAGCCCUUCAUGAGAUCGCUGUAGCGAGCCCACCCGGGCUAUUUUUAAGACAUGUUCCACAAACCCAAGCCAUCUGAAACAUUCCUAAGCCUUAUCUGUCAUUUUCACAGACCGUUUCUACUUUGAUUGUUGUGAACUCAGGAUGAUAGAGAGGAUUGUCUCAAGAGGACAUGACAUCAUUAAAUUGUUUCAGAGUUUUUCUUGUUGGCAUUCCAGGUAGAGACUCAUCCCAGAUACUGAACAUGGAAAGCUCACUGCUGACCUUGAUAACACACCAGACAGUAGCAAAUAUGCAACAUAAAAAGACAAAUUUUGUCAUAUAGAACUAACCAGUAUAUUUUAUUAUUGACAGUAUGAAACUGAUUUGCCUAUUGAUAAUUUUCUAGACUUUGAAGGAUUCCUGAAGAAGAUAAUAUUGUUAGUAAGUGAGAUAUGUUUUUUCUUUACAUUCGAGAAGUCAAAUUUGCACUAACUAUUACAACCUUUGUUGAAACCCACUAUCUGCCAAAGUGGAUCUAAAAUAGUUUUUACUUGUUUCGGCAUAUAGAAGAUGCUUCCAAAUGUUAUCUCUAAUUUAAAUCCAACACGGUAAUUCGCAAAAAUCAAACCAUAAUUGCAAUGAGGGGAUAAAUUCAUGUGCAGGCAGAAAUGAAGCCUUUGUGUUUUUAAGUCAUGUUAAGUUAAAAGGAGUCAUUACAAUAUAUGCAAACUGCAGUGCAAAUCUAGUGCUUUGAAAAUGCAGUUCAAACGGACAAAAUGCACAAAAUUAAUAGCAUAGAUGAGUGAAAAAUGAAAUUAUUAUCAUCUGGAUUUUCUGGCAAAACAUGUGGAUUCUAACAAGUUGUGGUAUGUUUGUAAUUAUGAGGUCCAACCUGACGGCCAGUGUAUUGGAAUAAGCAACAUAUGUCACCUUUUAGUAGUACCUUUUAGAGCAUAAAUUAGUUUUUUAUAAUUCCUCUCAUUUUCAGUUAAGAAUUUGUAGUCAUGUAAUAGUGGAAGUGUAAUGAGUUCCUUUCAGUGUAUAGUAUUGAAGUAUUGAUUUAUGUUCAUUACCUAUAUUAUCAUUAUACUACCAAUAAUCCUCUUCCAUGUCUUAAGUGUUACCUGAGGCCUCAAAUUGUUAAAGUCACAGACAAGCAGUCAUACUAGUUGAGUUGUGGCCAAUGGAUAAAUUUAGACACAUAUUCCAGUGAUGUCAUGCAACAGAAACUCCCUUUCAGAAUAUGUAUUUCUGGACAGUUUUUUAACUCAGUGAGAGUUCCAGCAAGUAGAACACACAUGAAGGGCACUGCAAUUAUGUUUGGUGGUAGUCAGGGCAUUAAGAUGUCUCCAUCAGCAUUUCUCUCUAUUCCUGGCCUGUGCUUGGACAGGUUUGUCUGUUAAUGACGCAGUGGGACUCAAAAGAAACAGUUAGUGAGGCGCCGGAGGAAGGUUCAUGACCUGAAAUGCACCAUUGACUCAAGAAAAAUUUGUUUUUCUAGCUUUAUGUGUGUGUAUGCACUGAUGCAAGUGUGUUUUUUUUUUAUUCCUUAGUGGCGAGAGCAGUCACUCACUAUAUUUUGUGUCAGCUCUGUUUUCUGGCAGAGGCACAGAGACCAGUCAUGAAGGUGUGAGUGACAGUGUGGCUCAACACUCAUUUUCCUCCCUGCUGUGCCCCCUGUGGUGCAACUUUAUUACAAUAAUAAUUCCACUGCCUAAAAACGUCUGUAACUCAUCACCUGGAGGGAAAUGGGCAUACAUGCAGCUAUACUGUGUUGGUAGGAAAGUCAAAGUAAACAUUGUUCAGGAUUCUGCACAGGUCAGGAGCGGUUUCUUGUUUUCCUUACAUUUAUAUGUUCAGCUAAUUUAUUGCAUUUUGUUUUGUUAGUUUUGUGAAUUAUAUAUCUGGCCUAUAUGGUAUGUUAUAAAUGUAUUUAUUGUUGUGACUUAUGCAAAGUUGAACAUUUUAUUUGUAUUGUUUAAUUCAUAAAUUAAAUUAAUGGACACUAUGAGAUAUUAUAUAUGAUAGAGAAUAGACCAAAACACAUUUUUACACAACUAUACACAACUCGGAAAGGGUAUGAAUGAAAGUUUACACAAAA